GUGCGUAUCGUCGUCGAAUACGGAUCUUCCAUUCUCCAUUCGUUCUCCGUUCGUUCUUCGGUUAACUCAGACACAUUCGGGAAACAUGCUGAAGUCUUACCCCGCUCGAUAUCCUAUCAGCAGAGCUAACACUGGUACUCGAGUGAUUCGUUUGACAGUGGAUCAGGAAGCGGUUCUUCAAGAGCAGUUUAACAGAUGGCCAAGAGCACCUCAUACAGCGGACGUUGUACUCCUUGCAGCUGAAACAGGUCUUUCCGAGGCGGACGUUGAAGGAUGGUACGCUAUCAGAUUAGCUCAAUGGCGGAAAGAACAGGGUCUCGGCGGGAAUCUGGGCAUACACUGAUGAUCGUAUGAGAGCGCUCGCUAUAUACGCCAAAUUCUCAAUCUCGUCUCACUUUUGUACCUGAAAUUCUUACAUAUAUACGGGCAGAUGUAAUGGACCGAUAGCAAUUUAUGAGAAAGAGAGAGAGAGAGAGAGAGAGCAAUGUACUUCUUUUCCUUAAACUCGCUGAUUUUAGACAGUUUAAAUUUCAUUGUAUUCAUAGAAGUAUUAUUUAUUGUAAAUGUAAAUUUAUUGUAAAACAGAAAAAAUGACGUUCGUGCAGAAAAUAAAUUAUUAAUUGUACGAACGCGUAAUGUAUU
This is a messenger RNA of Cyphomyrmex costatus, 642 nucleotides long. Its product is annotated as homeodomain-only protein. The record is from RefSeq and is a predicted model, not a curated record. NCBI's taxonomy places the organism in Eukaryota, Metazoa, Arthropoda, Insecta, Hymenoptera, Formicidae. The transcript is spliced from 3 exons. Gene Ontology annotation, cellular component: nucleus. The coding region runs from base 86 to 343 and encodes 85 amino acids. Gene Ontology annotation, biological process: regulation of transcription by RNA polymerase II; cell differentiation. Gene Ontology annotation, molecular function: DNA binding.